Molecule: messenger RNA, 1482 nt
Organism: Didymella exigua CBS 183.55
Lineage: Eukaryota; Fungi; Ascomycota; Dothideomycetes; Pleosporales; Didymellaceae
Exons: 2
Coding region: 1-1482 (493 amino acids)
Cellular component (GO): cellular bud neck; plasma membrane
Source: RefSeq, a predicted model, not a curated record
AUGCAGCCCGGCUUCACCCUCGCGCCCCGCGACCCGUUCGCAGACGCAAAGCAGACGCUGUCAUCGUGGGACAACUGCAUGGCCAAGGACUACUGCAAAUGGCCAGUCAUAGUCGCCAUUGUCGUGGGCGGCAUCAUCGCCUUUAGCGUAGUCUUCUGCAUCGCGCGCUGCAUCUGCUGCGGUGCCGAGUGCGCCAUCUGCUGCUGCAAGUGCUGCACCUGCUGCUGUGGGAGCAGUGACUCGGGCCACAAGCGCAUGAAGAGCGACACCCAAAGCUACCCGCCACCACAGCCACAUCCCCAGCAGCCGUACGCCUCGCCGAACCCAUACGCGGAAGCCCGCUCGUUCGCGCCUCCGCCGCCGCCGCCGCCGCAGCUCAACACGCAGUACCAGUCGCAUGCCACGCCCGUGCUGGCUCGCCAGCCCAGCAACCCUCACUUCAAUCCGCAAGUCAACCCAAAGUUCGUUCGCCCGGCAUCGCCCGAGCAGGCCCAGUAUGCGACCUUUGACGCACACGGCAAGCCCGCGAACGAGGACGCGCUACCCGCCAUGCCCAGCUGGAACGAUGCGCGCAGCAGGCACGUCGAAGUCGAGGACGAAGCUGUGCCAGAAAAGCGGGGCGAUGUCGAGAUGGACAGGCUCAACUACAGCGGCAGCGUGCCGAACACAUCCGUAGCAGGCGCAGCCGCAGGCGCAGCGGGAGCAGGAAUGCGAUCAUCACCCGGCCCAGGAAGGAGUCCAAUCUCGCCCGCGCAGGGCACAGACGGACGCGGCUUUCCAGCGACCUACCAGAACCAGUACGACCGCAGAGGCUCGCCAGCGCAGAGCCAGGCCUCGUCGCAAGCAUACGGCGCGAAUGCCGCCGCUGGCUAUGCACAGGACAAGACCCCCCGCGGCCCCUCACCAGCGCAUUCCUACAGCGAGUACAGCCAGGUCUCGAGCCCCUACGACCGCCGCUCCCCCGUGCAGGACCAGCCUUACAACCAGCCUCACAGCCAGCCUUACAACCAGCCUCACAGCCAGCCUUACGACCAGCCUCACAGCCAAGCUUACGACCAGCCUCACAGCCAAGCUUACGACCAGCCUCACAGCCAAGCUUACGACCAACCCUACACUCAACCCUACACGCAGCCCUACACCAUCCCCGCCCAGCAAUCCCCCUACACCGCGCCCUCGGAGCGCUACAACUCCCCUGCGCCUCCGAGCUACCACACAACUGCGCUCCCGAACCCGUACGCCUACGCCCCCGCGCCAGUGCAGCCGUACGACCAACCCCGGAGCAACACGCCCGGCUACGGCCGCGCCGCUGGCGCCGGAAACGCAGCCUACGACCCCGUGCCCGACAGGAGCGCGACCGCCACGCCCGGUGCGUAUCCGGGGCAGCAGUCGUACCAGGCAUUUCAGCCGCAGGGUGCGCCGCAGGGACAGCAGUAUGCGGGGGUUGCGAGGCGGCCUGUUGAGGGCAGUUUGAGGGAUGUUUAG